Molecule: messenger RNA, 2034 nt
Organism: Dryobates pubescens (Downy woodpecker)
Lineage: Eukaryota; Metazoa; Chordata; Aves; Piciformes; Picidae
Gene: FKTN
Product: fukutin
Exons: 9
Coding region: 178-1563 (461 amino acids)
Cellular component (GO): Golgi membrane
Source: RefSeq, a predicted model, not a curated record
GGGCUCCCGUGGGCUGCUGCGGCGGCCGGCGCAUUGGCGGCGCGGGCCUGCUGGCUGCGGCUGGCGCAUUGGCAACCCGUUUUCCUCUGCUGGCGCGCAGGGAGGAGUUGGGAAACCGGGGAAGAUGAGUGGCGCCGCACUGUUACCAGGUGAUGAUCGAGAGCACCCCGAAGACUAAUGCAGAGAAUCAAUAAGAACGUGGUUCUGGCGCUGCUUUCUCUGACCAGUCUGGUUUUCCUCCUCUUCCAGCUGUACUAUUACAAGUUCUACUUGUCGCAGAAGAAUGGAUCAGUUUUUUCCAAAGUCAGAGGACUCCAGUCAGGUCAAGACAGCACUAGAUGGCAUGUGGUUAGAAAGUUCCUAGGCUUAAUAUCCACUCACAAUAUACCAGUGUAUUUGAUUGAUCCUUUGAUUCUGGGACUGGUUGAUAAAGACAUUGAACAGAUCAGAAGUUCUCCUGAUGGCCCUAGUCCUGAAUGCAAGUACUUUUGUGCUCCAAGAGACUUCACUACAUUUGCACUAGUGGAUAAAACAUGGAAACAUGAAGUGAGCCUUUUUAGAGCUGCUGAGAAAAUGGGGUUCCAGUGGCUAAAAAUCAUAAACAAGGAUCCCCGCUUGGAUGGAAUGGAUGACCUGUCUGGAAUUGAAAUUGCCUUGCACUACAUAUUUAAACUGGCAUCUCAUGCCAUUCACCUUGUGGUCUUCUAUGAGAGGAGCGGUAAUUAUCUCUGGCAUGGCCCCCUGAGGCUCAAGCAACAUAUGGACAGAAAGUUUGUGCCUUUCCGGAAACUCCACUUUGGUCGCUACGCUGGAGCAUAUGAAAAGCCAGAACUUCUGCUUGUUUCCAUUGAUGACUUAAAAGUUCAAAUUCCAAAAAGUCCAUCCAGUUUUCUAGAGGAGAUGUCACACUCUAGAUUUCUUGAAUGUAGGUACAGAGAAGCUCGGGCUUUCUUUCAGCUGUAUCCUGAUGAUGCCUCUCUUGAUGCAGUGGAGUUCAGAAAAAAAGCAAAGUCCUUGCUCCAUCUGGCUGCCUUGACACUGAAUAGCUUAGGAGUGAAGUUCUGGCUGAGCAGUGGAACAUGCCUUGGCUGGUAUAGACAGUGCAAUGUCAUUCCUUACAGCAAAGAUGUGGAUUUGGGAGUCUUUAUAAAGGACUACAAAGCAGAUAUCAUUCCAGCUUUUCAGAAAGCAGGGUUACCACUGAAGCACAAAUUUGGCAAGGUAGAAGACAGCUUGGAGCUCUCUUUUCAGGGAGAUGAUGAUGUGAAACUUGAUAUUUUUUUCUUCUAUGAAGAGGAUGACCACAUAUGGAAUGGAGGAACUCAGGCUAAAUCUGGCAAGAAAUUUAAGUAUCUCUUCCCAAAGUUUACUCUCUGUUGGACAGAAUUUAUAGGCCUGAAGGUACACGUGCCCUGUGAAACCCUUCAGUACAUUGAAGCCAACUAUGGCCCAGACUGGAAGGUUCCUUUGAAGACAUGGGACUGGAAGAGCUCACCAUCCAACGUGCAGUACAACGGUGUCUGGCCUGUCAAUGAAUGGGAUGAUGUCAUUCAAAUCUACUGAUCGCCCUGACCGCUAGAAGAGCAUGCCUGCUGUCCUUGGAACUGUCAGAUUGUGAUUUCUUGUUUCCCAAGGGCAUCAAGGUCCAUUCCUCCAUACCUUUUCUCUUUUUUUCUUAACAGGUGUUUUUUUCACCUUCAUGUGUUUUCUGGGUGAAGGAAAAGAUUAAUGCAACUGAAGAGAAGGGAAGUUGAAAUAAAAGCUGUGCAAAGGGAAUAGAGAAGAAAUGUUGCAGUAAACUGAUGUGCACUGUUUAAACAGUAGCCAGGUGGCUUAGGCUUUCUUGAUAUCACCAAAACCUUGGGACUGUUGACUUCUCAAGCUUAAGAGAGGGGUGGGAUGUAAAAAUCUCAAUGAAAUUCCUCUGGUUUUCAGAGGAGAUCCUGUGACUAUUCAUCUUUUAAACACCAGAUGUGCUUGAUUUGAGACUGAUAGAUCCCUACAAUAUGCAAAGCAGGGUUUUGUUCAUUUUGU